Molecule: messenger RNA, 4251 nt
Organism: Cladocopium goreaui
Lineage: Eukaryota; Dinophyceae; Suessiales; Symbiodiniaceae
Source: the annotation of a GenBank genome assembly
AUGAAGCAACCAGCAUUUGAAUUCUAUCCCAUUCUAUCUCUACAUUUUGGGGCCUUGGUGUUGCACUCUCUGGUUUCAUGUGGUUUCCGUGAACUCGAAUCAUCGCUGACUGAAGCUGGCCUCGAGGAUGUGACCCAAUGCUAUGCCGGCUUCGGUUUGUACCAUGAGGCCACCAAUCAGUAUGUAGCAGAUCGCAAGGAUCCCAGCGGCUUGAUGUGCAAGGCGUGCCCGUCUGGCACCUACUCGGCUGAAGUUCUGGAUUCAAAGGGCUCCACGUUUGCGUGCAAACCCUGCGCAGUCGGAACUGCACAACCAUCUGGUGCCUUGGCCCAGUAUGGCCCAGUUGUGGUGGAGAACAGUGCCGCUUUAGCCUGCGAUCUCUGUCCACCCGGGGAGCACCAGGACGAGGAGGGCAGCAGCAGCUGCAAAAGAUGUGGUAUCGGUCAGUACCAGCACCAAAAAGGUCAAGAGAAGUGUUUGGUGUGUCCACAAGGUACCACCACACCAGGUCUGAGUUCCAGUACGCUUGAGGACUGCGGUUGCGCGAAGGACACGAUCGACAUCGGGACGGCGGUGCAACCGGAAUGCGUGGCUUGCGGCGAAGGUCUGUACUGCCCUUUUGCUGCUACCUUGGAAGGCUUGAAGACAGGCAAUGCCACCAAGAGUCAUUUGGAAGUCCCCCGUAUCAUGGCAGGCUAUCACGGUACGGUGCACCGGCCGCUGGAGCUCUUCAAAUGUCAUUUGGAACGAUGCCCGGGCGGCCAACCUGGGCAAUGUGGCAGCGGUUUGCAAGGUCUCCCGUGCUCCGAAUGCCGAGAAGGAGAGAGUUGGGACGGCAAGCAAUGCGGAGCUUGUUCCAGCUGGCUGGUACUCGGAUGGGUGACGGUUGGCUUUGCGGCACUGUUGGCGCUGCCCGCCAUGUACUACAUCAACAAGCGAAGCGCGUCCGCCACAGCGAAUUUGAAGCAGACGGCCAUGAUCUGCUUCAAUAUGAUCGUAUCGCUGGCGCAGGUUUGCGCAUUGCUUGGCAUGAUGACGAUUCAGUGGCCAGGCGUUUUCAAUGAGAUGACUUCGGGAAGUCAAGUGCUACUACUUGACCUGGAAUCCACCCAUGUUGCCUGCAUUGGAGGCGCCAGUCCUUCCUUCCGCUACAUCCUGACCGUGUUAGUGUUCCCAGCUGCAAUCGCUUGGCUCCUUCUUUGUUUGGCUUUGUCCAGAUGUUUUCCUCAAAGAUUCCAGUGGAAGUGGGCUCAAACCUUCAAUACCAUGGGGGCCCUCAUGCAGGUGGCAAUCAACAUGAUGUCGAGUCUGGCCUUACAACCCUUCAUGUGCUAUCAUCACCCCAACGGCCAAGAAAGCCUGGUCAAAUACCCUGGGGUGCUUUGUGGUGGCGAAGCUCAUACAGUAAUGAAGGUGGCCGGAUACAUCCUCUUGAUCGUUUUCGUCUUCGGCUUCCUGAGCAUAGCCGCCUGGGCAGCCAAGAAGAUUCCAACGUGGGGGAGCAAUGGCCAGAUUUCUCGUGUGCACAGUUUCAUCUUUCUGAUCGCCCGCUUCCGCAUGGAUCGUUGGUGGUUCGGGGUGCCACUGCUGCUGCGCGGGCCCUUGCUGUCGCUACCUGUGGUGUGGGCCACUGAUUCGCCAGAAACGCAGACCUCUAUUGCGGCCUUCGUUGUGGCCAUCUUUUUGUUCUUGCAAAUCAUGGCCUGGCCCUGGAAGGUGCCUCUGUUGAACGUCAUGGACACAUGGGUGACGUUGUGGUUGUUGGUGCUUCUGCUAGCCACACCUGUGUACAACACGGGCGUGGUUGCCCAAACACAGCUCAAAGAACAAUUCUCAGUGAUCUUUAUGGCCUUCAUCGUGCUGGCGCUGUUCUUUGUCAUUGCGAUCAUCUUCAUUCAAUCAGCGCGUCGCUUGUUUGAUGCUGCUUCUGAUUUGGCGGCGGAGUGCGAAGGUUCGGUGCCCGAAUUUGUUCCAAUUUUAAGGCGCUUCUUGACAGAUUUGGAUCAGUAUUUUGAUUUGGCAGCAUUUCGGUCGGCUGCCAGUUCGAGCAAGAUCCAGCGUCUAGAGAACCAAGUUCGUUAUCAGAAAAGAAGGAGGGCGGAAGCAGAAACUGAGUUGAAGCGCCAAUUGGCGCCAAAGCAGGGUCUACGCAUCGAGAGCCUGUGGUGGUUGAGAACAGGGUUGGCAGAUCCUUCCAUACCAGCUCAGAGUUUGUCAUCGUUUGCUGCUGAGUUUCCUGUUCAGGAAAGGCCUGAUGUAACAAUUUCAAGAAAUUCAGUGAGUCGCUCGAGAGAUUGUUUCGCAGAGAUAUUGAAGCACAUGAACAAACAAUCUUUGGUAAAUGUCGGCCACGCAAUGCCCCUAGGUGAUGGAACUUUGUCAGAUCAAUCCAAAGCAAUUAUUUUCUUGCAUUUGCAUGACGAAGCCUGCAUGCGUGUGAAGAGCUUCUCUGACUUCUUGACGUUGUCCAAUUCCAGAUCUCGUUCUUCUGCCGUGCAGAACCAAAUUUUGCAAGUUUUUGGUCCCGGAGACGUGAUGAUUGAUGUCUUGUGUGAAUUGGUAGCGUUGGAAAGAAAAAAUGCUGCUAGAAUUGCUAAGUCACUGUUAGAUACUUCGCAGUCCGCCUGCGAAGCAUUGUUAGAAGGUUUCUUGAAAGAAUCAUCGCAGAGAAGAUUACGUGUUGUGCAUAUUGUGGUUGGAGAUGGCGCGCCGACCAAUGAAUCCGCUGUGAAGAGAAUGUGGCGUGCUUACUCCACCUUCAAGCCGGAUGUGCUACGCUAUAAGGUGUUGAAUGUUUGCGUUUCCAAACUGGCACAUCUUAGGGAGGGUCAAGCAAGCCGCGACGAAUGUUGUGCACUGGUCGCAGCAGAGUUGGCCAAACAGCUUCUCCCGGUGCACGACAAGCCCACUCCAACUCGGUUUUUUCUUUUCUCUGCUUGUGUGAAUACCAUUCUCCGAAUGUUGCUCUUGAAUUUGCCUCCUUCUGUUUGGAUGAAACUCCGGGAGGUGUGCCCACAAAAGCAGAACGGCAAACGAAUGCAACAAAUUUUGACAUAUUUCACGUUGCCAGAAACAGGUGCUGAUGUCCGACGAGCUGCCUUGUGUCUGCGCUUGACUAUGCAUGCUGUCGCAAUCACAGCUCAGAAGCCUACGUCUACAGAUUCUGUGCCGCCUUUGGUGCGAAUGGGACAAGGAAUGAAUGCGUGGAUGAUCUCCCGGCGUCUCCCGGCCUUCUCCAAACAUUUUGACACGUUGAAGGGCAUCCACGCCGACUUGCAUCCUCCACUUGCUGCUGCUGUGGUCAAAUUGUCCACCUUAGUCCAGGAUAUCGAGCAGGAGCAGAAAGGCAUUCUGCGUUGUGCUGAAACUAUGCUGAGCAGCAUCGCAGAAGCUGAGAUGAGCCGUUUCCUGUUGGAGGAUCCCCAGCGCUUGGAGCAUUUGGAAGAUUGGUUCGGUGAGCAGCAUCCCAGCCUAGCUUUGCGUCAUUUCACAACUGCGAAAUUCACUCUGGCGUGCCCAGAAGACUUUUUGAAAGCCGUUCACCUUGUGGAAUCUUGUGUGGAUCUGAUUCCGCAGGAAAGAGUGAAAGCAGUUCUGAAAGAUUACUUGCGGGUGAAAGAGUUGGCUCCCGAGUUGUCCGUUGCAUUCCUUUUGGAGCUUGCCUCUUUGAAGCUGACUAUUUCUCACUGCCCGGCCGAGUUGGCGAAAGCGCCUGGCUGCUUGGAUGAUUGCUCAGAUUUGCAGUUGAAAGGUCUCAGCAAGACCGUGAUGUCUAGUGUACGGAAGCUGUCCCUGGAGAAUACCGAGAAGUUUCCUUUCCUUGCUGCUUUGCUAACCAAAGGCCAACAAUUUGCUCAAGAGAAAUCCAAGCCUGAAGUGAAAAGUGAGCAGCCUGGUCUGGACAAAACGCCGAAGGGCGAUUCGUCCCAGGAGCAUUCCGUUGCCGCCGCUGCUGAGACAGCAGCGGGUGCUGCCACCUUUGCUGUGGGCCAGCAAGUGAUCCUUUCGGCAUCCAAACACAAAGAUAAGUACAAUGAAAAGAAGUGCGAAAUCAAGGCAUUGCUGAGCAAGAAAGUGAAAUUGAUCAUUCUGGAAGGUUCGGCCAAAUUUGAGGAAAAAACGGUGCCGAUGGAAAAUAUCCGUGCUAUUCCUGCUGCUAAAGGCACACCAGCAGCCUCAGCAGCGGUCAAGGAACAGAAAGGAGAUGAGGCAAAUAACGCCUUGGCAAACUCCUUGUUUGGCGACAAAUAG